AGUAGUCCAUUAAACAAACUUAUCUACGUUUUGAUAGAGACAACCCUUUCACAAGAAUUCGCUAUUCUCUAAAGAACUUAUAACAAGUUUGAAUUUGGGUAGAGAGGAACUUGUUUUGUUUGUGUGAAGAAAAAGAAAUGGGAGAAGGAGAAGAAAAUGGUAAUGAAGCAGAUUCAAAUGAGAGAUCUUUGGCAUUGUCACCUACUUGGUCUGUUGCUAUAGUGUUGACUGUCUUCGUUGUUGUUUCUUUGAUCGUUGAGCGCUCCAUUUAUCGUCUUAGCACUUGGUUGAGGAAGACAAAGAGGAAACCUAUGUUUGCUGCAUUAGAGAAGAUGAAAGAAGAGUUGAUGCUGCUUGGAUUCAUAUCACUUCUUCUAACAGCUACCUCAAGUACAAUAGCCAACAUAUGUGUCCCUUCAAGUUUCUAUAAUGACAGAUUUGUUCCGUGUACACGAUCUGAGAUCCAAGAAGAGCUCGAAAGCGGUUCAACUGUCAAGCGGAAUCUUUUAACAAAAUCACUCUUUUUCAACAUCUUUAGGAGAAGGUUGGAUGUCAUCAAACGAACCACCUGCAGCGAGGGGCAUGAGCCGUUUGUUUCAUAUGAAGGCCUUGAACAGUUGCAUCGCUUCAUCUUUAUAAUGGCGGUUACUCAUGUAACUUACAGCUGCUUGACCAUGCUCCUUGCAAUCGUCAAGAUUCAUAGUUGGAGGAUCUGGGAAGAUGUAGCUCGUAUGGAUCGACACGAUUGCUUAACUGCGGUGGCACGGGAAAAAAUAUUCCGAAGGCAAACAACUUUUGUCCAGUAUCAUACAUCAGCACCUCUGGCCAAGAAUAGAAUUCUUAUAUGGGUGACAUGUUUCUUUCGGCAAUUCGGACGUUCUGUUGAUCGUUCUGACUAUCUUACUCUCCGCAAAGGAUUCAUUGUGAAUCACCACCUCACAUUAAAGUACGAUUUUCACAGCUACAUGAUUCGUUCUAUGGAAGAAGAGUUCCAAAGGAUCGUUGGUGUGAGUGGGCCGCUUUGGGGAUUCGUAGUUGCUUUCAUGCUCUUUAAUAUAAAAGGGUCGAAUCUCUAUUUUUGGAUAGCAAUCAUUCCGGUUACGCUUGUUCUUCUGGUUGGUGCUAAGUUGCAACACGUAAUAGCAACUUUGGCAUUGGAGAAUGCCGGGUUAACCGAGUAUCCUUCCGGAGUAAAGCUGAGACCUCGGGAUGAACUUUUCUGGUUCAAUAAACCAGAACUACUCUUGUCACUUAUCCAUUUCAUUCUAUUCCAGAAUUCUUUUGAACUGGCUUCGUUCUUCUGGUUCUGGUGGCAGUUUGGGUACAGUUCUUGCUUCCUUAAGAAUCAUUACCUUGUUUACUUCAGACUUCUUUUAGGAUUUGCUGGACAGUUUCUAUGCAGCUAUAGCACACUGCCACUUUAUGCACUAGUCACUCAGAUGGGAACGAACUAUAAAGCGGCUCUAAUACCUCAGAGGAUAAGAGAGACGAUUCGCGGUUGGGGAAAAGCAACGAGAAGGAAAAGAAGGCACGGGUUAUAUGGCGAUGAUUCAACUGUUAGAACAGAAACAAGCACGAUUGCAUCUAUUGAAGAAUAUGAUCAUCAAGUGCUUGAUGUUACCGAAACUUCUUUCGAACAACAACAGAAACAACAACAACAAGGUACUGAUGAGCUUGAGUUGCAACCAAUCCAACCUCGUAGUGAUUGUGUACCUAAUGAAUCUUCAAGUAGAGUUGGAACACCUCUUCUUCGACCUUGGCUCUCCAUUUCUUCACCAACAACAACCAUAGAGUUGAGAUCAGAACCUAUGGAACCACUCUCGAGAUCGUCUUCAUUGCCAAGUGAGAAGAGAGUCUGAUAAUAUCUCUCUAUUAACGGGUUUUAGUUGAAUAUAAGUUCGUAGGAGUA
Molecule: messenger RNA, 1909 nt
Organism: Arabidopsis arenosa
Lineage: Eukaryota; Viridiplantae; Streptophyta; Magnoliopsida; Brassicales; Brassicaceae
Source: the annotation of a GenBank genome assembly